Messenger RNA from Leptonychotes weddellii (Weddell seal), 945 nucleotides. NCBI's taxonomy places the organism in Eukaryota, Metazoa, Chordata, Mammalia, Carnivora, Phocidae. The record is from RefSeq and is a predicted model, not a curated record.
UACUUUUAUUUUUUUCUCUGUUCAGAUGAUGACAGUGAGCCUAUUCUGGGGCAAUGGUUUGAGGAGACCAUCUCCCCCAGUAAAGAGAAAGUGGCACCUCCACCUCCUCCCCCGCCCCCUCCGCUGGAGAGCUCUCCUCGAGUUAAAAGCCCCAGUAAACAGGCCCCCGGUGAGAAGGGCAACAUUUUGGCUAGUCGCAAAGAUCCUGAGCUGUUCUUAGGUCUGGCUUCCAACAUUUUGAACUUCAUCACUUCUUCCAUGCUGAACUCGCGGAACAAUUUUAUCCGAAACUACCUGAGUGUGUCUCUCUCAGAACACCACAUGGCCACCCUGGCCAGCAUCAUUAAGGAGGUGGACAAAGAUGGACUCAAGGGUUCAUCAGAUGAAGAGUUUGCUGCUGCUCUUUAUCACUUCAACCACUCUCUGGUAACUUCUGACCUUCAGUCACCCAACCUGCAGAACACGCUGUUGCAGCAGCUGGGAGUAGCACCUUUCUCUGAGGGCCCUUGGCCCUUGUACAUUCACCCUCAAAGCCUCUCUGUGCUUUCACGCCUUUUGCUCAUCUGGCAACAUAAAGCUGGCGCUCAAGGUGAUCCUGAUGUCCCUGAAUGCCUUAAAGUUUGGGACAGGUUUUUGUCGACAAUGAAGCAGAAUGCCCUGCAAGGGGUGGUGCCCAACGAGACGGAAGAUUUGAAUGUAGAACAUCUGCAGCUGCUCCUUCUCAUUUUUCACAAUUUCACUGAGAAAGGCCAGCGGGCCAUACUGACCCUUUUUGUGCAGAUCAUCCAGGAGUUGAGUGCCAACAUGGAUGCGCAGGCGCGCUCCGUGCCUCUCAUCCUGGCUCGCCUCCUUCUGAUCUUUGAUUAUCUGCUUCAUCAGUACUCCAAAGCCCCUGUGUAUCUGUUCGAGCAGGUACAGAUGAACACACUGUUUUUGCUUUACUAG